AUGCAUAGAACUAGCCUUAUUCGACUUGAUAGCAAAUUUCAAAGAUAUCUUAACCAAGCUAGAAAAUCAGUAACCCAUGGAUGGCAUUGGACAAAAACAGGUUUCCAACUUUUUUAUGGGAACUUGAAGACUUCCAGACAAAUAGCUAAAAAAAGGUUUAAAGGAUAUCCCUUGACUUUUAGUGAGUACAAGAUGCUCACUAGAACAACAACAGAUCUUGUAAAGCUCAUUCCAUUCUCCUUUUUCAUCAUUGUACCAUUUGCAGAGUUUGCACUUCCAAUAGUUUUACAUUUUUUUCCUAAUAUGCUACCAUCAACGUUUCAAAAUAGUUUUAAACAAGAAGACAAUAAUCUUCGAAAAGAAUUAACUGCAAAACAACUUCUUGCCCAAUCUCUUCAGGAGAUGGUUGAACAACAUAUAAGUAGUUUGACUACAUUAGAUCUGCCAGAAAUUACUACUAAAACUACUAUUUUAUCGGAAAUUCAGAAGAAUAUACAACAAAAAUCAAAAUAUUCCGAAAAUAUAGAUGUUCAAUACAUAUCUAUUGAUGAAAUUUUAGAAUUUGCAAAGCUUUUUAAAUCAGAUCUCCAGCUUGAAAAUAUGACUAUUGAGACUUUAGGAUGUAUGAGUAAAAUUAUUGGAAUUAAGCCAUAUGGCUUAAAAUCAAUAGAUAUUUUACGUCUUAGAUAUCAUCUUUUAUCAAUUAUGAAUGAAGAUCGUCAAAUAUUAUGGGAAGGAGUUGGAAAUCUUGACUAUAACGAGUUGAUUGAAUGCUGUAAGGCUAGAGCAAUAAGAUUUUUAGACAUUCCUGAAAAGGAAAUGAGGCGACAAUUGAUUCAGUGGUUAAAGAUUUCUUCUAUUCCCGAUAUUUCUGCAGUAGUUUUAUUAUGGAUAAGAGCAAUUCAUCUUAAUCAUCUAUGA
This is a messenger RNA of Cryptosporidium muris RN66, 921 nucleotides long. RefSeq lists its product as uncharacterized. Bases 1 to 921 code for a protein of 306 amino acids. NCBI's taxonomy places the organism in Eukaryota, Apicomplexa, Conoidasida, Eucoccidiorida, Cryptosporidiidae. Gene Ontology annotation, molecular function: ribosome binding. The record is from RefSeq and is a predicted model, not a curated record. Gene Ontology annotation, biological process: intracellular monoatomic cation homeostasis. The transcript has a single exon. Gene Ontology annotation, cellular component: mitochondrial inner membrane.